AAACGCGGAAGUCGAAUGCCGUCGUCCCUAUCCGCGCAGUGGAGAGAAACAAAAAUGGCAGCUCACCGGCGUGGUGGCGCGGUUUCUUUGUUUAUACUGAUUAUUUUGUCGACCUUUGUCGUCGCGCACAGUCAGGACUCGACUUCGAAGCACGGUCGACACACGAGUGAGGCGGAAACUCCACGGAAAGCGCAAGAAACGGCCGAAGGAGGGGCCUGGGAAGCGACCGACGUUGAGGAAGAUGCUGCUCCUGACAACCGAGAGCCUCCUGCCCCUGUCAGUGAGCUCCCCGGAGCCGGACACCUGCGGAAGGAUGAUUUUCAAGAGGAGCUGGUUCUCAGACCUCUGCAGUCGGGUGAUAUUUACGCCAGCUUCCAGUUCCGUACGCUAUGGGAAACGGACUUCAUGAAAGGAAAUAAAGUGUCCCACUACCGGCUUUUCCCUAAAUCUCUGGGCCAGGUUAUCUCCAAAUUCUCAGUGCGUGAGCUCCACAUCUCCUUCACACAAGGGUACUGGAGGACCAUGCAGUGGGGGCAGCCUUAUGUGCCGUCUCCCCCUGGAGCUGAGCUCUGGGUCUGGUUCCAGGACUCUGUGACAGAUGUGGAUGGCACGUGGACUGAACUGACAAAUGUUUUGUCAGGGAUCUUUUGCGCCUCGUUGAACUUCAUUGACUCCACCAACAGUGUUCAGCCCAGCGCCUCCUUUAAACCGCUUGGGAUAGGCAACGUGACCGACCACCAUUUUCUUCGCUACGCCACCCUUCCACGUGAGAUUGUUUGCACCGAAAAUUUGACACCCUGGAAGAAACUUCUGCCAUGUGGCUCAAAGGCCGGUCUUGCUGUCCUGUUGACGUCUCAGAAACUCUUCCACAGCAGUUUUCAUUCUGAGGCAGUGCACAUCCGGCCGGUGUGUCAGGACACGCAGUGCACAGCUACGUCCUGGGAGCUGAGACAGACCCUGAAUGUUGUCUUUGACCUCCACACCUCUGGACAGGGCAAACAAGAAUGGUCUCUCUUUAAGAUGUUCGCCCGCACCCUCACAGAAGCUUGUCCUCUGGCUUCCUCCAGUAAAAUUUACGUUGACGUGUCCGACACCGCUGAGGGAGAGCAGUUUGAGCUGACUCCAGCUACUCCUCUGCUCAGCCAGGGGGUGGUGUUGGGGGAUAGACGCACCUUCUCUGUCUAUGACCUGACACAAGAAAGCACCUUUGGCUCAGCACGCUCCCUCAACUUGCUUAUUCGCUGGAUAUCUAGUGAGGGUCAAAUGCUGCGUCCCCUGCUCCAUGCAGAGCGUUAUGUGGCAGGUUAUGGACUGCAGACGGGAGAGAUCCACACGCUGAUAUACAACAACCACCCAUACAGGUCAUUCCCUGUGCUGCUGCUGGACUCGGUGCCCUGGUACCUUCGUCUUUACAUCCACACCCUCACCGUUACCAGCAAGGGCAAGACUAACAGCCCCAGUUAUACCCACUACGAGCCAUCCAAGGACCGAGUGAGACCUCAUCUGCUGGAGAUGCUGGUCCAGCUUCCUCCCAACUCUGUCACUGAAGUCACUGUGCAGUUUGAGAGAGCUCUGCUCAAGUGGACCGAGUACACCCCGGAUGCCAAUCAUGGCUUCUAUGUCGGGUCAUCAGUCGUCAGUUCUCUUGUUCCAAGCAUUGUUGCCACGGAUCAGAAUGCCACUCAGGAGCGCCCCCUUUUCAGCAGUUUUUUCCCCAGCAAAGAGGAGUUAGGCUACUUUGUACGUAUCUACACAGAACCUCUGCUGGUCAACUUGCCUACUCCUGACUUCAGCAUGCCUUACAACGUCAUCUGCCUGACCUGCACAGUAGUGGCAGUGGGCUAUGGAUCCCUCUACAACCUUCUCACACGUACUUUUCAGAUAGAAGAGCCCAGGCCAGGACUGGCUAAACGGAUCGCCAAUGUCAUCCGUAAGAUGAGGGGAGUGCCGCCGCUUUGAGGAUUGAUAAAUCAAUGGCAUGCAAAUGCAGAUUUACAUUUGGAUGAAAGACACUCUGCAGGUGAAGAAGUGUGUGAGCAAAUUGUCUUCGAGGUCUUAUAGACCAGAGAGAGGACACGUGAGUGUUUACAAACAUGGCACUAGUGAACGAUCUGCGCUUUUUUUGUCAGUUGUUUUCGUUUGUCUCAUCAGCGUGUAUUUAUUGGUAGUUAUGAACAUACUCCAGAUGAUCAAAUGUUCUGUUUGCACUGUUUGUGAAUGCAUUUGUACUAAGGCCUUAAUUAUUAAUGACAGCAGGAAUCUUGUGUUUGUCAAAGUCUCCCAUUUGUUUUCACUGGGAAUGAAGGCGACGGAAUGAAUUCAUGGUACGGGAAGACCAAAAGAGGGUGCUAGACUGCCUGCGGCCUGCCAGGUUAAAGAAAUGUUAUGGUAGUAUUUAUACACAUUUUAUACUUGCACUUCAUGAGGUACACCUGCAGAAUUGUAUUUAUUGCGUUAAGAAAUUAAUACCUUCAUGGAAGUGUCACUCAAAUUGCAGCAUUACAUUUUUUGUAAAGGCAUCAAUACUGAUACAACGCUAGGUUUGGAUCAUGCAGGUGUAACUAAUGAAGUGAACUGUUAAGGUCAACAAACAUGAUUUUAUUUGCUAGUUUUUUUCACCACCCCUUUUUAACUUGUGGGCAACUUGUAAUCAUGUGUAAUGUUUAUACUACUUUAUCUUAUUACUGCUCUGGAUCCAAGCAUACAGUGCAUCUUGUUUGUUAGUGUUUGACUGGUUCUAUUUUUCCUCACUUGUAUGUUCAGUGCAGUGUCAAGAUUGAUUCCAUAUCUAAAGUAAACAAAAGGGAGGUGUGUUAGAACUGUCACCACACAAAUGAGUUGUUACUUUGUUAUCCUGUACCAAAAACAUUACUGUAUGUCAUGCAUUUCUGCCCACUUUAUAUGCAAAUUGGUUUUAUAAUAAACAAAAUACCUUGUUCUAAUAA
This is a messenger RNA of Nerophis lumbriciformis (worm pipefish), 2945 nucleotides long. It is a transcript of the gene pigt, whose product is annotated as phosphatidylinositol glycan anchor biosynthesis, class T. Lineage: Eukaryota; Metazoa; Chordata; Actinopteri; Syngnathiformes; Syngnathidae. Gene Ontology annotation, biological process: attachment of GPI anchor to protein. Gene Ontology annotation, cellular component: GPI-anchor transamidase complex. The record is from RefSeq and is a predicted model, not a curated record.